UGACGACAGGACCCGGGGAACGCUGCUCGGUACUAUCUGCCUGCAUCUGCUAGGGCCACCUUGAUCUGCUCCUGACAACUCGACUCCAAACCCCAGUUCGCGACCAUAUUCGUGGCUUCGUACAUCACAAGCUCCACGCUACGACCACCAGACAGCUUCGAUCCUUGUCUUGCUUGCCGAUGAUGCUUCCAUACGCAUGGAACCUUGACAGAUAGCUUUCGAGCCCCUGGCUUCCUCGGCCCAAGUGACACCUCCCUGCCCCUCCCCGACCAGCCAGCGCCAUGGCAAACCGCUUUCGCGGCGCCGGCAUGUACGGCCGCAGCGGCAACACCAACGGUUAUGGAAACUUCGGACAAUCGAAUGGCAACGGCCAAGAAUACGACCCCUUCGGAGAAGACUCCCGCGGCGGCGGCGGCGAUCGCUACAGGACACCCCCUCCGACCCAGGGCGGACGCGCGUUUCCCUCCCCGUCCUCCCUCCGCGCCCCUCCCUCGAGAUCACAGCUCCAGGCCCAGCAGCUCACCCAGCAGGAGCAAUGGACCAACGCAGAGAGACAGAUCAACGAGGUGCUGGGCAUCAUACAGAAGGACUGGCCGCAGAUGUGCCAGACCGACUGCAUCCCCGUGCAGUUGGCCCUGCAGCUGCUCGACAACAGCUCGGUGGGCAGGGCGCACGAGUACAGGAACUUCCAGCAGACACACCAAUACCUACAAGACUCCCUCAAGGCCAUCGUCCACGACUACCAUCAGGGCUUCAACAGCUCCAUCGGUACCUUCCACAAGAUCCAGGGCAGCAUCAUGCAGAGCCAGAAGAAGGUCCGCAUGCUGAAGGAGAACCUGGCAACCAGCAAGGUCGCCCUGUGCACGACGGAUCCCGAGCUCAAGAAGCUCUACAACACGAGCCAGAUGUACGACGAGCUGCUGCAGACACUGAACGAGCUCGAGGAGCUGAGACAGGUGCCCGACCAGCUCGAGGCCAGGAUAUCGGAGAAGAGGUUCCUCACGGCAGUCGAGGUCCUGCAGAAUGCCUUGCGAAGGUUGAGGAAGCCAGAGCUGGACGACAUUGCCGCCUUGAGCGACCUCAGGAGCUACUUGGCCAACCAGGAGACGGCACUGAUGGACAUUCUCGUGGAGGAGCUGCAUGAGCACCUGUACCUGAAAUCCCCAUACUGCCAGGAGAGAUGGCAGAACCUGGCCAAGACCCAAGGCGCGUUCCGCGACGACAUUGCCGAUUCAGGAUCAGUAGUACCAUUCUUCGAGGUCUUGAAUAACAUGGACUUCGAUACUCACGUACAAGAGGACCCUGGCAGGAACCCCGAGUCCGACACAUUCUCCUACGUGGCAUUGUUGGUUGAGGCGCUGAACAAGCUGGGACGUCUCGAAACUGCCGUCGACACCAUCAAGCAGCGUCUGCCGGUCGAGCUGUUCAGCGUUGUUAAUGACACGAUCAACGAGAUUGACCACAAACACCCCAGUUCACUGCGUGGAGUGUCGUCGAGCACAGGUGGGCUGCACAUCUACAACAACAGAGAAACACAAAUGCGAGCAGAUGUGAUAUACGACCUGCUUUGGACACUGUACGGAAAGUUCGAGGCAAUAGCCGAGGGUCACCGUCUUUUCCACGAAUCCAUCAAGGCUCUAAUCCGCCGGGAGGGCGGCGGAAACAACGCUGCCUUGCUUGGGAGCUUCAAAGAGCUGUGGAACUUAUAUCAGAACGAGAUCAGGUCACUACUACACAACUAUGUAACCACGGACGCGGACCUGUACCAGUUCAACACACCCAGACCGGGCACGACGAACGGUGUCAUUGAUGCUCACAGGGAGCACUUGUUCAAGUUCACCGAGGGAGAUCCGAAGGCUGUGGAUUUGACAACGGAGCUUGACAAGCUCAACGAAACCAUCGAGGACGCGGUUCCCGGCCUCACCGGUGGUCUGGCCAAAGGCAAGGGCGACAAGAAAUCCGGGAAGACCGAUGCUAGAAAGAGCGCCGUUCCAUUAUAUGGUGGCCGCGAACAGAAUGAUACGUACAAAUCACUGGUUGAGCCGAACGUGUUCAACAUGAGUCUGCUGCUGCCGCCGACUCUGGUCUUCCUGGGCAGGCUCAAGAACAUUGUACCACCGGGAUCAGAUCUGGCGACGAGCACUCUGACAACCUUCCUUGAUAAUUUCUUGGUCAAUGUCUUCCAGCCGCAGUUGGACGAGACACUGGGCAAGUUGAGCGAUACCGUGUUCGGCGAAGCAGAUGCGUUCCAGCAAGAUUCAGAUUGGAGUCAGGUCGCAAAGAAACCGGUGUUCAAAGGUGCCACAGACUUCUUUGCUGUGGUCACGGCAUUUUGCAGGAUGCUUGAUACGAUCCCACACGACCAGGCUCUCAGUGCGUUGAUCAUCACUCAGAUGAUGAGGUAUUAUGACCGGUGCUUCGGCUGGUACAAGACUCUGGUCACCAAAACGCAGGAGGAUGGCACGGCAACCCAGGCGUUACGUUCGUCAGCCAUCAUGGCAACUGAGAGUGGCGAGAUCCACGAUACCAUUCAGAAGCUCUGGACCGCCGACACCUUGGACCAGGAUCUUCUGGAUAAGGAGGUGGCACUGCUGAUCACGGAGACGAAUGAGAAACCACUACAGCUCAGUGACAUCAUAUCGGAUAGGGAUACCAUCUCGUCCCUUUGUCUACUGUAUACCAGCAUGAAGUGGCUGUCUGUCAAGGUGUCUUCGCUGAGGCACAUCACACGAAAUGAGACGGACUCAAAUCGCUCCAGUAUACCCAAGCCGGGCAAGCGGAGGUGGACUCUUUUGAAUGACCCGAACAAGGCGACCUCCGAGGAAGGACCAGUGUUCCUUCCGAUGACACUGGAGACAGUCCAAUCCUUCGACGGCAUCGUCUCGUCCUACGAGGAACUCGCCGCCACUGCGCUUCUAAACCUGCACAUGGAAGUCCGCUGCCGCAUCGCCUACUCGCUGCGGGUGGCCCUCGACCCCAAGACGGCGCCAUACCUCCUCGACCAAGACGUCAAGGAGCCCGACCCGCAGAUCCUCAGCCUCAACUCGGAGCUGCUCGCCUACGACGAGACGAUCGUGCGCUUCCUGCGCGAGCGCGAGGUCGCCUUCAUCCGGACGGGGCUGGGCCUGCUCAUCAACUCCUUCCUCAUCGCCAACGCGUCCAUGGUGGCGCCCAUCAACGCCCGCGGCUCCGGGCGCAUGCAGCUCAACAUCCUGGUGCUGCAGCAGAACCUCAAGAACAUCGAGGCCGGCGUCGACAUGGCGCGCGCCGCGAACUACUGGGCUCUCUUCGACGGCGGGGCCGACGCCAUCGUCGCCAAGGCCAAGGAGGAUGCCGCCAAGGCCGCCGAGGAGAACAGCGUGCCGAUCGGUCGGGACCCGGACCGGUUCACGUAUGACGAACUCAAGUCUCUCCUCGAGCUUUGCUACAGCGAGUCGCUGGCGAGUGCGGAACGGGGUAAUGUUAAUGCUGCCAAGAGGAACAUGGCUGAUCGGUUGCUCGAGCUUAGCGAGCACAUGUGGCAGAGCUAGAUGGUCUCGGGAGCACGUGGCACCGUGAAAAGAAGGGUCUGGGUUUGGUGGGGUACCUUAUUUUUGGUCUAUAGACUAUCCUGGCUAUGGGAUAGCAAUGCGUCUUUCGAGCAGGACGGAGCGAGGAGUUACAAUUUAGGCACCCCCGGUUAUAUACAGUGCAUAUGACA
This is a messenger RNA of Diaporthe batatas, 3700 nucleotides long. RefSeq names its product exocyst subunit SEC8. Lineage: Eukaryota; Fungi; Ascomycota; Sordariomycetes; Diaporthales; Diaporthaceae. The record is from RefSeq and is a predicted model, not a curated record. Gene Ontology annotation, cellular component: exocyst. Gene Ontology annotation, biological process: Golgi to plasma membrane transport; exocytosis. The coding region runs from base 282 to 3530 and encodes 1082 amino acids. The transcript is spliced from 2 exons.